CUAUGCCUACGGUAUUCUUGUUCGACUUCGAGUGAUGUUUACCUCUUGUCUCUUGACUUCAGAUUUCUUUAAAGUUAACUUCAUACAUAAUGCAGUGCUGAUUAUGAAAAUAUAAUGGAGAACAAGCCGAUUGUGACAUGUCAUGGAGAGCAGGAAUUGUUUUCAUCCAUCCAUGUAGAGUUGUCUCAGAGUCUCCCUAGAGAAGCAGUAGAAUGGAGGAGAUCAUAUGGGCGUGCCCCGAAGAUGAUUUAUGUGGACGUCAACUUUGUUCCGUACAACUCGGACCUCCUUCCAACCGAGAACGAUCGCAAGCUUUUGCAACUUCCUGUUUUCCAUACAUACUGGACGGAAUGCCCUGAUGCUGAUGCGUACAAAGUCUGCGUGAAGAACGAUAUCACCGCGUGGCAGCAGUCAUUGAAAGAGCGCAACGUCAGUGAUUGGCUGAUCGUGCUGGUAGAGACGUCCAACCCCAAGAGAGGAAACAAGCAGAAGUUCCUGCCUCGGACCUCGGUGUUGGACAAGAUCAGAAAUGACUUCUGCAGUAAACAAUCAGACAGGGUGAUAGUCCUCCAUGAGCCUAAUAACCCUGUCCCUACACCUCGAGCCCAGGACUCCUGGCAGCUCUUCAUGCAGCGACUACGCUACCUGGUCCUCCUGGCCUAUAACCGGGUCCUAGGCCGCUUUGAGGAGCUGAUCCGGGCUGAACGGGAGAACAGAAACGACAAGGGAUGGAAUUUCUGCCAGUAUUUCCUGCUACAGGAAGAGCUUGCUUUCAUGUUUGAGACUCUACGGCAGUUUGAAGAUGCACUGGUUCAAUAUGAUGAAUUAGAUGCUCUCUUCUCCCAAUUCAUUAUCAACUCAAGUGCUGGAGCAACCCCCAAGUGGCUCUCUGACUUCCAGGCGCCAUGCAACUGCUGGGACGGGCUCAACCUCUCCAAGCCCGUCAACAUGGACAAGAGGGAGUUGCUCGAGAGGGGCAAGCCGACACUCCUGGACGUCAGGAAUUAUCUCUUCUCGAGGCAGUCGGCUCUCCUGUUCCUGUUGAAGAAGCCGUACGAGGUGGCGUACAGGGCGCAGAACUUCAUGCAUAACUGUGUGCAGGAGCUGAAGAUACUAGAGGUGAGCAUGCCGCAGGGGAGCAUUGCAUGCUGGGUAUUUCUGAGCUGCCUUGAAGUACUGCAGAAGUGCGAGAAGAGCAGUGAUGCGGCACACAUCAACACAUAUUCACACUAUACGGCGAGCCUGUGGCUCUACGCACAAAAAAAGCUGAAUGAAUUAGGUCUGCUUGGUGGUCUAAUGCCCGACACCAGGCCAACCUCGGCACAACUCAACUCAGUGGUGGACCUGCUGUCCGGGAUGGGACAGACGGCAGAGGUCGGAGCCAGGGAGAACAGUCCAAACCAGAUGCUGAGGGAGGCUCUAAGCUCACAGGAUGCUUUCUCUAAACAUUAUCUGGAGUUGUCUGAAUUAGCGAUGGGGACCUUCAAGCACAUAGGAAGAAUGCGUUCUGCAAAGCUGAUUGGUAAAGACCUGGCUUCGUUCUACUUGAAAACUGGUGAACUUCACAAGGCCGAGAGUUUCUUGUCAGACGCCUUGAAGGCGUACGAGACAGAGAGAUGGGGAACGAUGGUAGCCUCUACCAGGAAAGAGUUGGCUGAAUGCUACAAGAAACUUGAUAACAAUCUCAAAUACCUGAAGCUAUGCUGUCAACUCGCCGCAGAUGAGUUUGUGGACAUUGAUAGAAUCAAGUAUUUUGAGGAGAUGAAGCGAGUUGCCGCAAUUGACGCUUUACAAUCUGAAGAGAAAGAAGAAGCAAAGCCUCUGUUUCCGUGGGAUUUCAUCUUUGUAUCUCCCAUCUUAUCACUGGACCCACCUGAUGGCUGCAUUGGCAAGGAGGAGGUCAUCAACAUCAAGGUCACCUUCACAUCCAAACUGCCUGCACCAAUCACAGUCCAGCAGAUCACCCUCCAACUGCAUGAUCAGCUCUCAUCGGCCAGUGGUGGUGGAGAGAGCCAGCCAAUCAGAUUAGAGAAGAGCCCUUCCCAGGACAGCCUGCAUAGGCAAAGGUCCCUAGAUGGGAGGGCUCAGGUCAAAGGUCACGAGAAAGGUGGUAUGAUGCCAGUCUUUGGGUCAGAUGUCAAGUAUGGAGAAGAAAGCAAAAAACAGGUUGAGACCAGCUCCUUGGUUUGUAGCAAUGCUAGUGUGAUCCUACAGAGGCAGGAUAGCUCUACGUCGCUCGUUAAGAACAAGGACGUGGUUACCAAGGAGACAUGUUCAACAACGCUGGUCCUCCAUGAUGUUGACCUACAGCCGGGCAAAAAUGAAGUGGAAUUUACGUUCCAGUCUGGAGAGAAUGGAACAUUUCAAGCACAGCAGCUGAUAUGUCAGAUCUUCAAUGCAGAAUUUAUUGCCAAUUUGGAGAAUUGCACGGAAAUAGAGAUCUUCAGCAAAGAGGCUCAGCUGACAAUUGCUUCACAGACUGAUCUGCUGUGCGGGGUCCCUCAAGAUAUCACCCUCCAUCUCACCACGGGCCACACCCCUAUCCCAGAAUGCACCACCCUGGCCGUGACCGCGCCCACUGGUCUCGCUAUCCUCCCAUCUAAGAAGGAGGAAUACGAGGUGGAGUCCACGGACGAGGGAGGGAAGGUUCGGUUCGUAGAGGGAGUCGGGAGUCACCGUGAGGUCGAGUUGAGAGUCGGGGUCAUGGCGGACAUGUGUAGACAGAAGGAUGGCAGUAAACAGAAUAUUCAGUUUUCCGUCGAAUGCCCGUGGUCAGAGACUGUGAUGACGACUCUAGAAUUCAACAACCCUUUCACAUUCCAACACCGAAUGUACACUGCUGGAGAGAGGAAGUUCAUACAGGUGACAGUUCAAAGUUCAUGUGAUUUGACCUUUGACCUCAGUGGUCAGUCAUUAGAGGUCACUGGUGACCGGACACUCACCCUCACCCCACCACACUCCAUCAAGAACAUUCUACUCCAGGCUCAGAGGGUAGUCUCCUAUGUGUGGGAGGCCAAGCCUGUCCCAGACACCCCUAGACCAGCAGGAUCGGUCGAGUUCCAGUUCUCAGUCAGCUACAGGUCCAUCGUCUCCUCUUCAACCACCGAUCAGGACAAGCGUCUCAAGUCAAGCUCCUAUGAUUUUGAAAUCAUUGAUUUUGAGACAUUGUUUAUGAUUACUUCCAUCAUCAAACCACCCAAGAGGGAGGAGCUAUGCAAAGCAGGAACUUUGUGCACCUUGGAUGUAGCCAUUAAGAUGCUGGACACACCCCCUCUCACUGAGACCACACCCACUCCCAGUGGAGACACGCCGACUCCUGCCAAACACAAACCAUGCACGUCUAGAUCGCUCAUGUAUGAGAUCGAUACUGAAGGGGGCAUGUGGGCCGUCUGUGGUCGUAGCACCGGGGUCAUCGCUAUGCCAACCAAUCGGUCUGGGGUCACAGAGGUCACACUGGAAGUUAUUCCACUAAUUGCUGGCUUUCUUCCGAUGCCCGACAUCCGACUGAGUCAGUACUUGAAGGGAGUGGAUCCAAAUGAAGGGAGUCAUCCUCUAGCAGAGAACACUGGUGAUCAAGUGAAGGGUAUUUCUAGCAAUACCAAGCCGACCAUCUUGCCAUUCAACGAGAGUCAGGUCUACUACUGCAGCAAAGCAGCUCAAGUACGGGUCCUACCGGAGUCCAACCUAAGCACGGUUGAAGUUGCAGUCUCCUAGCGGGUUCCGUGACAUCUACUCUGGAAACAAUCGCUCCAUUAUAGAUUCCGCUCACUAAUGGAACGACCAACUUCAACCCUUGAUUGAACACUAUUCCCCAACCCUACAUUAUAGACGAUUAUAGACGAAAUAAAGCCCAGAGCAG
This is a messenger RNA of Lytechinus variegatus (green sea urchin), 3859 nucleotides long. RefSeq names its product trafficking protein particle complex subunit 10-like (gene trappc10). The coding region runs from base 115 to 3714 and encodes 1199 amino acids. NCBI's taxonomy places the organism in Eukaryota, Metazoa, Echinodermata, Echinoidea, Temnopleuroida, Toxopneustidae. Gene Ontology annotation, biological process: intra-Golgi vesicle-mediated transport; early endosome to Golgi transport. The record is from RefSeq and is a predicted model, not a curated record. The transcript is spliced from 21 exons. Gene Ontology annotation, cellular component: TRAPPII protein complex.